Messenger RNA from Cebus imitator (Panamanian white-faced capuchin), 1378 nucleotides. RefSeq names its product tetratricopeptide repeat domain 4 (gene TTC4). The record is from RefSeq and is a predicted model, not a curated record. Gene Ontology annotation, molecular function: Hsp90 protein binding. Lineage: Eukaryota; Metazoa; Chordata; Mammalia; Primates; Cebidae. The coding region runs from base 90 to 1253 and encodes 387 amino acids. The transcript is spliced from 10 exons.
GGAGGAUUGAGGCAAGGGCACCUGCGCCGCCGGAAGGAGCUCGUCGCUUCACGGCUCAGGGACCCGGGCUGGAGGGCAGGGGAUCAGCUAUGGAGCAACCUGAGCAGGACCCCACCUCAGACGACGUCAUGGACUCGUUCCUGGACAAGUUUCAGAGCCAGCCUUACCGUGGCGGCUUUCAUGAAGACCAGUGGGAGGAGGAAUUUGAAAAGGUCCCCCUAUUUAUGAAGAAAGCACCAUCAGAAAUUGACCCCAGGGAGAAUCCUGACUUGGCUUGUCUCCAGUCAAUUAUUUUUGAUGAAGAUCGUUCUCUAGAAGAACAGGCCAAGACCUAUAAAGAUGAGGGCAAUGAUUACUUUAAAGAAAAAGACUACAAGAAAGCUGUGAUUUCCUACACUGAAGGAUUAAAGAAGAAAUGUGCAGAUCCUGAUUUGAAUGCUGUCCUUUAUACCAACCGGGCAGCAGCACAAUACUAUCUGGGCAAUUUUCGUUCUGCUCUCAAUGAUGUGACAGCUGCCAGAAAGCUAAAACCCUGCCACCUCAAAGCAAUAAUAAGAGGUGCCUUAUGCCAUCUGGAACUGAAACACUUUGCUGAGGCCGUGAACUGGUGUGAUGAAGGACUGCAGAUAGAUGCCACAGAGAAGAAGCUUCUGGAAGUGAGGGCUAAAGCAGACAAGCUGAAGAGAAUUGAACAGAGGGAUGUGAGGAAAGCCAGCUUGAAAGAAAAGAAGGAGAGGAAUCAGAAUGAGGCUUUACUCCAGGCCAUCAAGGCUAGGAAUAUCAGGCUCUCUGAAGGUGCCUGUGAGGAUGAAGAUUCAGCCUCAGAAGGUCUAGGUGAGCUUUUCCUGGAUGGACUCAGCUCUGAGAACCCCCAUGGGGCCAGGCUGAGUCUAGAUGACCAGGGCAGGCUGAGCUGGCCUGUGCUCUUUCUGUACCCAGAGUAUGCCCAGUCGGACUUCAUCUCUGCUUUUCAUGAGGACUCCAGGUUUUUUGAUCAUCUAAUGGUGAUGUUUGGUGAAACACCCUCUUGGGACCUAGAGCAAAAAUAUUGCCCUGAUAAUUUGGAGGUCUACUUUGAGGAUGAGGACAGGGCAGAACUGUACCGGGUGCCUGCCAAGAGCACCUUGCUGCAGGUUCUACAGCACCACAGGUACUUUGUAAAAGCCCUGACACCAGCAUUUUUGGUCUGUGUAAGAUCCUCUCCUUUUUGCAAGAAUUAUCUCCGGGGGAGAAAGGUGCACCAGAUAAGAUGACUGAGUCAGGCCCCCUGGAUCUCCUCCUUCACCCUCCUCUGCUGGGAACCUAGCACAUCUGAAUCAGCUGGACAUACUGCUGGAGUCCAAUGCUUUAUUUCUGUCACCCUGACGAUAGUCCUUCC